UUAUUGUUAAGUUUUUAGUACUUAAUUACUCUGGGACAACAGAUCUGAUAAUUUAUAUGCAUAUCGAUAUAACGUGAUUCAUUUUUUAUUGGUCAAGUUCUGAAGAGUGGCCGACAUGUCGGAACAGUUCCCGACAAGCACCGCUGUCCCGACAGCCAUCAUCCCGACGAUCAGCGGGGCGCUGGUCCUUGCCAUGGACCCGCCAGGUCGGGCCGACGCUCCCGACACGGUACACGUCGGGCGCGGCCGACGGCUUAAUUCAAAACAUCGUCGGCGGAGGAAAUCGUCAGGAGAUUUAAGAAGAGCCGAAACCUUAGCGUGUACUGGAGAACUUAACCCAAGAGGGGUCAAUUCAAUGAAUGAAUGUCAACCCUGCAGGGUUGAAGGAACCAACAACAGCGUCCCAGCUCCUAGUUCACGCGUGGUUGCACAAACUAGCUUAUACCCUGACGUACAAAGUUCUUUUCCACUCGUAGACAGCGUUCAUAAUCUGUCACCUUCAGCUAAUGAGAGACAACAUUGCCCUGUAUCACAUUGGCAAGGUUCUAUUCCAUCAGUUAAUAGACUUCUUCCGUCCAUCAAUUCCACCUCAGUGUCUUCAAAGUUAGACUCGGGAUUUUCAGAUUUAAAUUCAUUUUCGAUUCCAGUUGCCAAAACCGGGUUCCCCGUUGGCGAUCCCAACCUCUCUCCUCCUACCCAAGGGUCUUUCGAGUCUGUGAUUCCUUCUACUCAUAGUAGGAUUAGCAGUAGAGUUAGUAGUAGUGUUAGUAGUAGGAUACAACGUAUGGCAGAUAGGGUGAAUAACAACAAAAACUGUCGUUUGUUUCUUUGGUUUAUGUCGGUAUUGUGCGCUGCGAACAUUGUAUUCUUCAUCCUCGCGUACGACAAGGUGGUCGAAAUGGUUGCUGUUAGCCAGUUGGCACUACACGAGUCCGGAGCCAAGUACGAAGCCUGGACGAAAACGCCGAUGCCAGUCUAUUAUAAGGUGACCAUCUUCAACCUGACCAACCAUGAAGAGUUCAUGGCUGGGGAGAGACCACGGUUACGAGAGAUAGGGCCUUACGUUUAUAGGAUGAUGGACGAAAAGGUGAAUGUAACAUUUCACGAUAAUGGCACUGUUACGUACAGAACUAAACCUACAUACUUCUUCGAACCUGACCUAUCUGGCGGCACGGAGGACGACAAACUAUACACUGUCAACAUACCUCUCGUAAACGCAGCUGAUGCCGUCAAGGACAGUCCCUUUCUGAAGACGAUCAUCCAGUACGCUGGGAUCAUCCACAACUUUGAAACCAUACGACACUUGACCGUCAUGGAGCUCUUGUGGGGCCACACGUCCAAAGUUCUGGACUGGGGGCGCCAGUUUCAGGACGUUCCUUACCCGCAUCUGAAGUUUGGGCUGCUCGCAGGUUUCAACAACUCAGCCCAAGAUUCUUACACGAUGUAUACGGGGGUGAACAACCCUGAGAAAAUGAAUUUUAUUCAUUCCUGGAACGGUCGAACCAAACUGAACUUUUGGGAGGGUGAAUCCUGUAAUAGAAUUUUUGGGACAGAUGCUGGUGGGUUCAGUCCGGGCGUCAAACCAUCAGACGAACUGUGGAUUUUCAACGGUCAACUCUGCAGGAGCAUCCCGUUGGUAUACCAGAAGACCGUGAACCGGGGUGGUAUCAACGCCUUCCGGUUCGUGCCUCCGAGAAACGUUUUCAGUUAUGGACCGAAGAACCCCCAGAACUCCUGCUACUGCUCCCAGGGGCGCUGCCCUCCCACUGGGGUCCUGGACAUGAAGCCCUGCUACUACGGAGCGGCCAUCGCUUUCUCCUUCCCGCAUUUCUACCAAGCGGACUCCACCUUGCGGCACAUGGUCCGGGGACUCAGGCAGAGGACGAGCCAGUCCAACGCUGGUCAGGGUGAAGGCGACGCUCUGCUGACCGAGGGGCAGCUGCAGAACAAACCCCACCCUACCCGGAGGAACCUUCCUCCUGUGCCCCAUAUACCCAACAAGCGGUCCCGCUGCCGACGAUGCUGCUGCAGCAAAACCUGCUCCAUCAUUGGCUUUAUUCUAUCGUUGACUCUUGGACUGACGGUUUACUUCACGCCCUAUUUCGAGGAAUCUGUGAACGUCUUCGUCUUAGGGCAACUACCCUUACGAGAAGGUUCUGUGCGAGCCUCCAUGUGGAUGUCGGGCAACCCACCUCUACUGUACCGUAUGUACGUUUUCAACUUGACUAACCCGCGUGAGUUUCUGGCUGGUGGUCUACCUCGGGUGAGAGAGUUGGGGCCUUUCACUUACGAUGUUUCUGAAACCAAAGAGAAUGUCGUCUUCAACGGCAGCACUGUCACGUUUCAGUCUAAGCCGCUGUUCAAAUUCAGAAGCGACUUGUCUGUACCAGGAGGAGAAGAUAUUGUGGUGCACACUUUGAACAUCCCUCUUGUGAAUGCGGGGGAAAUGACCAGAAAUAUACCGCGGUCCUUUGGUUUUUUCCGAGAUGUUCUUUCCUUUGAGAGCAUUCAAAAAUUGACUGUUAAGCAACUACUAUGGGGGUACAACUCGCGUUUGCUGAACGUCGCUAAGAAAGUCCAAAACAUCCCAUACCCUUACGACCAUUUCGCGCUGCUAGCUGGUAGAAACUACACCCUGCAGCCAGUCACUACCAUUGACACCGGCGUCGACAACAUCAACUCUGUGAACCAAGUUCUCUCCUAUGACUGGCCUGGACCAAGGCAAGGAUGCAACGCAGUUUUCGGAAGUGACGGAUCGGCUUUUGGACCAAAAAUCAACGAGUCAAGCAUCUUGUUCAUUUACAACGGGCAGUUCUGCCGGUCCCUGCCAUUGGUUUUCUCCAAGUUCUUAGUAGAAACUCAGGGGUUGAGGGCAAUGAGGUUCACGUUGCCCCAGGAUGUCUUCAGCUACUCGGAUGAAAACGGACAGCAAACUGGGACUGAUUUCGGCAAUUCACGGUACAGAAAAUACCUCGCUCAUCGAACACCGUCUAGAACUCCAUCAUCCGACGGCUCUGGAACUUCAUCAGGAGAUACUGGUUCUGAAUUUAAAGUAAACCUAUCGUCAGGAAGAAUUCGGUCCCGCAACCUCAACCGAACCCAACCUCCCGACAACCCCUUCUUUCAACGCCCCGACACGAAGCCCUACCCCGUCUGGCUGGACGACGCCAGCCUCCGCUCUUCGAGCCAGCGCUUGAAACGCUCAAAAAGGGCAACCGGCUCACCGGAACCCGGUUAUGUCUCGACAAAAUCCAGUUUAGAAUCUCUGGAACCCAAUUUGCGCACCCUAAAGCGCAGUUUAAGGAAUGUAGAACCCGGUUCCAUGCCUUCAGAACCCGGUUCCUUGCCUUCAGAAUCCGGUUCCAUGCCUUCUGCAGAACCCGGUUCCAUGCCUUCUGGACCGGGCUCCAGAGAGUCCAGUUACAAGGCGGUGUACGGAGGAGACAACAGGUGUUUCUGCGACGAGGGCAGGUGUCCUCAGGACGGUAUAUUGGAUAUGAAGAAAUGCAUUUUUGGGGCGCCUGUGGGGUUCUCCUUCCCCCACUUCCUGCAUGGGGACCCCACGCUGGGGCACAUGACGCGGGGGUUGAGACCCGACCCGGCCAAGCACAGCACGGAGUUCGACAUCUUCCCCGACCUGGGCAUCCCGCUGCGGGUGAAGUUACGCAUGCAGAUGAACGUCGUGCUGGACCAGAACCAAGCGCUGAGCCGCGCCCGUCACUACGACCUCAUCUAUCCCAUCUUCUGGUUCGAGGCUGGCAUUGAUAGCCUGCCCCCCAGCCUCGUCGGUAAGCUUCAGAUGGCACAGGACCUGCCGCCCCUCAUGAAGCAGAUCUUCGUCGUCGUUUGCGGGGUCCUGACUGUCGUGUUCCUGGUGCUCCUGAUGGCGCAGACCUUCGUGGGGUGGUGCAGUAGCGGCCUGAGCAGCCUGCGCAGUCGUCGCAGUAAAGACAGCAGCAGCAAUGACACAAUAACGACCACCCCUGAGUCUGAUCAUUCACUCCCGGCACCUGAUCACCCAGAGAUCGGGUUCCCCCAAACUGGAUGCUACACAUCGUUCGCCAGCCCCCAGCUCUCCUCUAGCGACGUGCCUGACCAGCUCAUCGACAGCCACACACUCUUGCCGCCCUACAAAACCUCCGCACGACUCACUGCUCCUGACUCAGCCGACGCUUGCACAAUAGUCGGCAAGAGGAAGCUGGUGGGCACAAACUCCUUGUUGGGGGAGGGCAGCGUGACACCCGAGCCCUCUGAAGCUCAUAACUUGUACCCACCCGAGUACAGCUCUGUGGUUGCCCUCAGCUCUGUUGAACGGAGCGAUUCUUCCCGGUCCUCCAACUCCUCUCUGAACUCCGCAGAGGUGCACCAAACGGCGCCCUCGUUUGCAGUUACCAACAUCAGCGCCCCCAACGAAACAGGUCGAGUCGUCAGUUGUCAGCCUGAUACACGCCACUCACGUGCCCAAGCGAACCUGACAACGGCCACGCAAGUCAGCAGAAGUCAGGUGCCGACGAUGGACCCAAGUUCCCCCAGUUACACAAUGGAACACAAGCCCAUCUUAUCUGUCCCUCGGAUUGUCCAGGAAUCAUUGAAAACAAGUGCACCGUUGGCCUCACCGGAAGCCCCAGAUGACGACCAUGACGGAGUGAGUGUUGCCCCGUCUGCCCCAGGGUGCUGCUCAAAAAUCAGUGAUCCUCUCGCCACGUCUUCCCCUCAUGUCACCCUGGAGGAUAUCCCCAAACCCUGCCAUGAUGACGGUGUUGCAUACCAUUCCCCUCCGCCCCCAGGGGCACGUCACCUCGGGGGAGUUGACAGUAUGGCUGGACAGCCUCUCGUCUCAUCCCCAAGUGGCGGGGCCGUCAGCUCUAGACCCCAAGCUCCUCCCCACCUCGCCCCACCACUUGAGUCUGAUCUCUGAUGGGGGCUAUCAGCAGCUAGACCAGCCAUCACUGACGUGGUAGUGAUGACGCGUUCUGGUGACAUGUGCCUCAACAUAACCUAUAUGUAUACGGUCAAAUCUUUGCGUUAAUUUUAUAUCUCUUACGGAGACAUUAAAGGAGCCAUGAGUUUAAGUGAACAAACAAAUUACGAUGGAGCUUCGAAGUUCGAACUAAAACAUUACAUAAGUUGUCUACUGCUGCCAAAACUGGAAUUUUGUGCCAAAUUCGUGUUCCUAAUCUUAAAUCUGUCACGUGUUUCAAUAUUUUCGACGCAUGUUCUUUUUGAAGACAGACUCGUUCAUUUCUUUUUACGUCCUGACAUUAAGUCGUGUUUUUUUUUGUGGUUAAAAACGCAGACGAGAAACUCGUUGCCGUCUCAGAGAUGGCUGGAUCCAUUAUCGUCUAUAGCUUUAUUAUCAUCCAUCGCUUUUUGUUCUAUUGGAAGUUUCAAUUUAGUUUCUUCAUGACUGGCUGCUUCUUAUCUUAUCAUGUAGUAUCAAAAAUUUUGAUGAGCUCACGCUUUAUUUAACAUAACAUAA
This is a messenger RNA of Hyalella azteca, 5479 nucleotides long. RefSeq lists its product as uncharacterized. The transcript has 4 exons. Bases 116 to 4918 code for a protein of 1600 amino acids. The record is from RefSeq and is a predicted model, not a curated record. Lineage: Eukaryota; Metazoa; Arthropoda; Malacostraca; Amphipoda; Hyalellidae. Gene Ontology annotation, cellular component: membrane; cytoplasm. Gene Ontology annotation, molecular function: scavenger receptor activity.